AUGAGCGCGGCGAUCAAUGGCACGGCGCCGCCAACGUCGGGCGUCACGCCCGAUGCGAUUAAGCAGAAAUUGGGGGAUGUGCUGGGGGCCGAGUAUGUGCAGAUUGAGGAUUUGAGCGGCGGCUGCGGCCAAAUGUACGAAGCUAUAAUCGUGUCCGCGCAAUUCAUCAAGAAAACAACACUAGCGCGGCACCGCCUGGUGAACGGCGCGCUGAAAGAAGAAGUGGCCGCCAUUCAUGCGUGGACGCCCAAAUGCUACACGCCCGAGGAGUGGGAGAGGAAGAAACCGUCUUGA
Dothidotthia symphoricarpi CBS 119687 is the source of this 294-nucleotide messenger RNA. Its product is annotated as bola-like protein. Lineage: Eukaryota; Fungi; Ascomycota; Dothideomycetes; Pleosporales; Dothidotthiaceae. Gene Ontology annotation, molecular function: 2 iron, 2 sulfur cluster binding. Gene Ontology annotation, cellular component: cytosol; nucleus. The coding region runs from base 1 to 294 and encodes 97 amino acids. The transcript has 2 exons. The record is from RefSeq and is a predicted model, not a curated record. Gene Ontology annotation, biological process: intracellular iron ion homeostasis.